AUGAUAAGUAAUUACAUAAAAUCAUAUUGUGGGUAUGGAAGAAUUAUAAGAUAUAUUAAUAUUCUUUCUAAUGGGAUUGGUAGUUCUCAAGAUAUUCUUGAAGCUAUUGAUUAUACAGAAUUAACUAAGAAUAUUGGAGGAUUUGCACGACUAAAAGAGGUAGUUUCAUCAACAAUUCCAUUAGAUGAACCAGAAUGGAAAAAAAAGAUAGGAUAUUCAUUAUUUGAACAAGUUAAAAUAUUAGAAACAGAAAUUCAAAGUACAUAUGGAGAUGAAGAGAAAGCUAAAUUAUUAUAUAAAUUAGCAGAAAUUCAUGAAGAACAUGGAGAGUAUAGUAAAGCAAUAAAAAAUGUUCUUCAAGCACUUGAAAGUUUAAAAAAUAAAUUAUUAUGUGCUGAAGGAUAUUAUAGAUUAGUUAGACUAAAUAUAUUUAAUGAAAAUUUUCAUCAAGCAAGUAAUUUUCUUAAUAAAUUACAAUCAUUAGAUGCAUUUACAGGUAGAUUAUAUACUAAAUUUAUUAAUGUAAUUUCAUUUUUAUUAGCAAUUAGAAAUACUGAAACAUUUAUAACUGCAUUUGAAUUAUUAGAUAAAGUUACUACAUUUGAUGAAAAAGAUAAUUGGGAAUUUGGAGAAUUUUUAAGUUUUCAAGAUAUUGCUAUUUAUGGUACAUUAAUUGGAUUAUUAACACAAAAACAUCAAACAAAUGUUAUUCAUUUAAUUAAUAAUUCAAAAUUUAGAAAUCAUGCAGAUACUGUUCCAGAAUUAGUAAUAUUAUUAGAUGAUUAUAAACAAAAUAAAUUUUCAAAAAUUUGUAAUGAUGUUCAACAACUUGAAAAAUAUUUUCAAUUUAAUUUAUAUUUUGGUCAAAGAAUGGAAAGUUUAAUAAAUUGUAUUAAAAAAAAAUGUUAUAUUGAAUAUAUUUUUGCUUAUUCUGUUGUAGAUAUGAAUGUUAUGGCAAAAAUGUUUGGAGAUUCUUUAAUAAAUAUUGAAUCUGCAUUAGAAGAAUAUAUUUAUUCUGAUAUUAUUAAAGCUAAAAUUGAUGCAAUUACUCAUACUUUAAAUUUUGUUGAUGGAGAUGAAAGAUAUCAUGCUUAUGAAAGUGCAUUAAAUACUGUUACAAAAGCAAUUAAUUUAUCACAAGAAAUUGUUUUGAAAUCAGAUGUUAUGUUUGAUUUCUAA
This is a messenger RNA of Entamoeba dispar SAW760, 1179 nucleotides long. Its product is annotated as COP9 signalosome complex subunit, putative. Gene Ontology annotation, molecular function: protein binding. The record is from RefSeq and is a predicted model, not a curated record. Lineage: Eukaryota; Evosea; Mastigamoebida; Endamoebidae. Bases 1 to 1179 code for a protein of 392 amino acids. Gene Ontology annotation, cellular component: COP9 signalosome. The transcript has a single exon.